Molecule: messenger RNA, 2445 nt
Organism: Arachis stenosperma
Lineage: Eukaryota; Viridiplantae; Streptophyta; Magnoliopsida; Fabales; Fabaceae
Product: protein FAR1-RELATED SEQUENCE 5-like
Exons: 3
Coding region: 1-2445 (814 amino acids)
Molecular function (GO): nucleic acid binding; zinc ion binding
Source: RefSeq, a predicted model, not a curated record
AUGGACGUCCCCCAAGUUGAUGAUGUAGUAAAUAUAAUGUGUGAAGAUGGAGUUGGUGAUACGGAGACAGUUGAUUAUGGAGAUGUUGUGGAACUAACGGAGGAUGAUAUUUUAAGGAAGGUUUUUCGCAGCAAAGAUGAUGCUUACGAGUUUUAUAAGAAAUUAGGAAAAUUUUAUGGAUUUGGAAUUAGAAGGGGAGACAUGUUCAAGGAUGAGGAGGGUAAUUUGGUUCGGAGAAGAUUUUUUUGCAAUAGAGAAGGACAGAGAGAUAAGAAACAUUAUAACAGGGUCGAUAGAAAGAGGCCGCACAAGCCGAAGACAAGGACGAAUUGUGAAGUGAGGAUGUGUGUGUAUCUAGAUAAGGAAAGGUCGCUGUGGAGGGUGAAGAAAGUCAUUUUGAACCACAACCAUGAGAUGACGCAUCACGAAAUGGUUCAUCUAAUUCCAAGUUUUCGUUACAUGACGGAUGCUACGAAAGCACAAAUAGAGGGAUUUCAAGGAUGUGGAAUCUCAACAUCGAAGACAAUGCGGUAUAUGGCAGGCAUAUCUGGAGGGUAUUCACUUGUAGGGUUUUUGAAGAAGGACGCCUACAACUACGUUGAUAAGAGACGUUGUGCAAGGAUAGCUGAUGGAGACGCGAACGCAGCCAUAGUGUACUUGGAGGGUAAAGUUGAUGCAGACCCGACUUCGAUGGCAAGGUAUAAUGUGACGGAGAAUGAAAUGCUAGCCAAUUUAUUCUGGGCGGAUGGUGGCAACAGGAUAGAUUACCAAUAUUUUGGAGACGUAUUGGAAUUCGACUCAACUUACAGGAAAAACAAAUACAAGAGGCCAUUGGUGAUUUUCUUAGGGUGCAAUAACCACAAGCAAACAUGUAUUUUUGGGUUUGGUUUGGUAUUAGAUGAGAGUAUUGCUUCAUAUACAUGGCUUUUGGAGAAUUUCUUGGAGGUCAUGUGUAACAGGCAGCCGUCUGUUGUUGUUACGGAUGGCGAUGAUUCUAUUCGAGAAGCUGUACGAGUAGUUUUUCCGAAUGCAACGCAUAGGUUAUGUGCUUGGCACUUUGAGAAGAAUGUGACGUCAAAUGUGAAGGAUGAGAAUUUGCGUCAGCUAUUUAAUAGGUGGAUUUAUGCCGAUAUGACGGUUGAAGACUUUGAAGCGGAGUGGGUCCAGGCUGAAGCUAAUUAUUGCUUGAAGGGUGCAGUGUGGUGGAACCAAGUGUAUGGAAAGGAGAUGUGGGCAAACACUUUCUUGUGUGAGAAAUUUUGUGCUGGGUAUCGGACAACUUCACGGUGCGAAGGGAUAAAUUCUGUGUGCAAGAAUUUCCUUGAAUCGAAACAUAGUAUGUUGGAUCUUGUGCAGAAUCUGGAACUUCUUGUGCGUGAGUAUAGGAAUAAUGAAUUGAUGGCACAGUUCAGGUCCAUUUAUAGUGUGCCGGUUAUGACGACCUCGUUGGAGUCCCUUGAGCAUCAUGCGGCUUCUAUUUACACAAGAGCGAUAUUUGGAGAUGUAAAAAAGGAGAUUGAGAGUGUAGCUUCAGUUAACUUUGUACGUGUGAAGAGGUCGUUGACCACCAAGGUUUACACAGUUGAGGAGUAUGGUCGUCCUGGCCUUAAUAUCAUGGUUUUAUGUGAUAAGAAUAUGGGAAAAUUGGAAUGUCGUUGUAAGUUUUGGAGAAUUCAGGGGUAUCCAUGCAAACAUAUGUUUUUUGUAAUGAAGCAUGAACACUUGUUGGCAAUACCUGGUAGCCUAGUGUUGAAGCGUUGGACAAAAGAAGCAAAAGCAUUGGAGGCAUACGUUGAGAAAACUGAUGAUAAUUGCGAUAGAGGCUUCUUGCUUCGCCAUGGAGCACUUCAUUCAGCAUCACGUUGGUUGUUCUUUUUAGGUGCUCAGAAGAUUAGUUUAUUCACUGUUGCUUUGGAUGGGAUUCGUAGCCUUUGUGCAACCUUGGAAUCAGAAUUUCUCAACGGUGUCGAUGCAACGAAUUCAAAUGCAUGCGGUGAACUUCGAGAUCCUAUAGUCGUGAGAACAAAGGGAGCACCAAAGCGUCAAAAGAGGAAGGCGUCUAAGAGAAAGUGUGCCACGUGCAACAAGCCGGGGCACACUAAAAGAACUUGCAGAGAGGGAAGACCUCGUAAGGGGAAAAGGCCUCGACAAGAUGAGUUGCAUUCGGAUCUAUCUAAAGCAGUACAACGUGAUGAGUGUGCUAAUCUGGACGUCAUUGGAUCGGAUGACCAAAGGAUUGUGGAAGAAGAAGGGUUCGCAGGUAGGUCUGUUGGAAUGUCCCGGGUAGAUUCCAUGACGACUGUAGCGUUCGGCAAACAUUAUGGGCAGAAUUCGUUCAGUACUGAGGAUGUUGUUGGUCCAUGUCAACAGUUACUUUUAAUAUUGGUUGAUAUGAACUACAGCUACGGGUAUGAUGUUGUCGCGUUGCUUUUUCCUGUGAUGUGA